AUGAUCGACCCAAAUACACAGACCUGUAUUAUAGUCAUAGCUCUUGAGGCCAUCAGUGGCUUAUGUUCUAAUUCUUUUAACAUAUUCUCCCUCAUUCUUACCAGCAUCAAGGAGAGACAUUUGGCAUCCUGUGACUGUAUCCUGAUAUCGCUCAGUGUAUCCAAUGUGUGCUGCACCAUUAUCACAUCUACAAACUUGCUGAUUAGCUAUGUUUGGCCGUCAUUGCUCAGGACCUCCAAUGCAUUUUAUAUCCUCUAUUACAUGACCUUAUGUGGAAUGACCUCCAGCUCUUGGCUUACCGCCAGCUUGUGCUUCUUCUACUUUAUAAAAAUCCAACAAUUUCAGCCCGGAAUCCUUGCCUGGGUGAAGAUGAAGAUUGAUAAAAUAGUCCCUUGGCUGAUAGUAACUGCAGUGUUCCUCUCUGUGUCUGGUGGGUUCUUAUCAUUACUUGUUUCUGGUCAAGAAUUGCCUAAAAACUCGACCAAGUACGUCUUCGAUGUGAACUUUGAGCAAACGGAGAUACUGUUUCGUACAUCCCUCAUAAUGCACUCUUUGGCUUUCCUGGUUGGGAUAAUGUCAACGUUUUCCAGUGUGUGGUUCCUAAAGGUGCAGAGAAGUGCUGGGACAUUCGGCUCCACCAAGGUUAGAGAUUAUCAGAGCGCUGUGCAGACUAUGGUCCGUCUGGUCAUCCUCUAUGCAGUCAUUUACCUGGUGUUGAUCAUUCAUGGGAUGGAAAUAUUCCCUAAUAUGAGUUGGGGGUACUGGGUGUGCAUGAUAAUCCUCUUCUCUUUUGCUUUAGUCCAGUCCGUUCUUUUGAUGAUUGGCAAUCCCAAACUCCGAGAAGCCUGGAGACAGUUAUUCACUCUUAGAUACAUUCCGCAUCAGUAG
Rana temporaria (common frog) is the source of this 888-nucleotide messenger RNA. Its product is annotated as taste receptor type 2 member 40-like. Lineage: Eukaryota; Metazoa; Chordata; Amphibia; Anura; Ranidae. The record is from RefSeq and is a predicted model, not a curated record. Bases 1 to 888 code for a protein of 295 amino acids. The transcript has a single exon. Gene Ontology annotation, molecular function: bitter taste receptor activity; G protein-coupled receptor activity. Gene Ontology annotation, biological process: sensory perception of taste; detection of chemical stimulus involved in sensory perception of bitter taste; G protein-coupled receptor signaling pathway. Gene Ontology annotation, cellular component: membrane.